AUGUGGGUGUGCGCCCUGGUCCUGGGGGCCCUGCUCGGCCUCACAGGAGCCGCCUCCCCGACUACCAUCAAAAUCGGUCUGAUACUGGACGACGUCUCCAUGAUAAAUGCCACCGAAAUGACUGCCGCUGUGGCCGCUGUGAAUGGUGAUUCCGCUCUACUGGACAAUGUGACUGUGGCCAUGAACGUGGCCAAACAAUCAUCAAGCCAGUACUUCCACAAACAACUAUGUGACAUUGCCUCAAGUGGCGUCACGACCGCCAUCUCGGUGACACGCUGCAGGAACCUGCCAACCGUCAAAUCGAGCUUCAAUAAUUUCAACAUCCCUGUGAUCAACAUCGGACCGGAACCAUGUGACAUCGCAGACGACGCAGUGUUUGUUAAUGCCGAGUCGCAGCUUUCAGACAUAGCUGUCUUUGUCAAGGAUCUCGCGAUCAAGGCUGAGUGGACAAGGACCAAUAUUUUCUACGACUCAACCUUCAGCUCCACAACUCUAAACAAAGUACAGGGCUUGUUAACAACAGCUGGUGUAUAUGUUUCUCUCAUCAACCUCGACACCACUACCAACCUCGAGGCAACCAUGAGCAGUAUAUACAACAUCUAUGAGAAGUCGUACUGGAAGUACAUGAUCGCGGCAAGCCCUGCGAAUACGCUCAAUGUGCUCGACAAGGCCAAGAAAAAAGCCCUGCGAGAUAAGGACAAGGCUUGGAUGAUUAUCAACCCAGACGUCUCCUACACAAACAUCGAACCUCUCCUGGAUGUUCUCGAUAAUAUUGCCAUAAUCCGCAGAGUCAACCGCCAGGAAUCAUGGAUGUGUGAUACUGGCACUCCAGAGACGGCUUUGAAAGCCUUGGUAAAGACCGUGGCGGAGGGACACGAGGACCUCAUCGCUUCCGGAAGCUGGACGGACCAGACGGUGUCUAACUGUGCUGGCACCUGGUCCAUGGGAGAUGAACUAAUGGCUUUCACGAAGGCAAAGAUCGCAGCAGUGGCAUCGGAUUGCGCCAACUACACCCAGUACGAGGCGAGAUCGACCAUCAUGGGCGAAUCUGUCAUGACGUUCAAACGAUCGGCCAAAUGGAAUAGCGUCCAAGGGAUGACAAUGACAGAGAAACUAGUUUUCCCAAACAAGUACAACGGGUUUAACCGCAAAUUGUUUAAAGUGUCAACUUUACCGUAUUCAUUCUUUAUGCAGAAGACAGUUCAUGAGAAUGGGACGGUCGAAUACUGGGGUUUGAACCACGACAUCUUGGUCAUCAUGGCCAAAAACCUCAAUUUCACGUUCACGUACUCAGAACCCGCGGACCAGUACUGGGGUGCCCCCGACACCAAUGGUGAAUGGAAUGGAAUUAUUCGAGAACUCAUUGAUAAGAGUGUUGACCUAGCCGCGGCAACUCACAGCAUCACCGCAAGCCGGGCUCUGGUGGUCGACUUUGCUGAUGCCUACUACUUUGAGCCUUCCGUCAUUAUGGUAAAAAACCCCGGCGCUGGCAGCAGGCUGACAGUCUACAUCGAACCACUACACAAAUGGGUGUGGCUGUGCAUGUUCGCCAGUAUUCCCAUCCUAUCAUUCAUAAUGUGGCUCUUGAUGAAGUACUCGCCAUUCUACACGAACCAGGACCAAGAGGAGUAUAUGGAGAGCGUCAACCUAAUGCGACCCGGACCGUGCUUCUGGUACAUCUUUGGCGCCCUUUGGCAGCAAGGUGGUGUUGACAUGCCUAAGGCCAUGAGCACCCGAUUCAUUCUGCUCGUUUGGUGGCUCUUUGUCGUUGUCAUCCUGGCCACCUACAGCGGGAACCUAAUCGCCUUCUUGACUGUCACAAAGGUAUGA
Messenger RNA from Lineus longissimus, 1830 nucleotides. Its product is annotated as glutamate receptor ionotropic, delta-1-like. NCBI's taxonomy places the organism in Eukaryota, Metazoa, Nemertea, Pilidiophora, Heteronemertea, Lineidae. Gene Ontology annotation, molecular function: glutamate receptor activity; transmitter-gated monoatomic ion channel activity involved in regulation of postsynaptic membrane potential. Gene Ontology annotation, biological process: modulation of chemical synaptic transmission; synaptic transmission, glutamatergic; monoatomic ion transport. The transcript has 12 exons. The record is from RefSeq and is a predicted model, not a curated record. Gene Ontology annotation, cellular component: postsynaptic density membrane; plasma membrane. The coding region runs from base 1 to 1830 and encodes 609 amino acids.